Messenger RNA from Entrophospora sp. SA101, 1257 nucleotides. The record is from the annotation of a GenBank genome assembly. Lineage: Eukaryota; Fungi; Glomeromycota; Glomeromycetes; Entrophosporales; Entrophosporaceae.
AUGAAAGAAAAGAAUAAUCAGGACCAUCGAAUUAUUGCCAAAGAAUUAGAACUGUACAUUCUGGACGACCAAGCCGGACAAGUAAUCACCCCCAUUCUUGGAAGUGAAUAUUUAUAUCAAACUAGUGGGCAUUUGGACCAUUACCAAGCUUCUAUGUUCCCGGCAAUUAGCCGUGAUAACGAGACCUUUUAUUUGCGACCGAUGACUUGCCCCCAUCAUUGUCUUAUUUAUCGACAAAAACCUCGUUCUUACCGGGAAUUACCUUUCCGUUUAUGCGAAAAUUCUCUUUUAUUUCGCUACGAAGCUUCCGGAGCCUUGAAAGGCUUAGAAAGAGCCCGAGGUGAAGCAGCUUUUUACGGUCCGAAACUAGAUAUCGAAGUUCAAACUGCUGAUGGGAAAAAUAUUACUUUAGCAACUAUCCAGUUAGAUUUUGUUUUGCCCGAAAAAUUUGGUCUAAAAUAUAUAGAUAAGGAGCAAAAUUUACAAACCCCAGCAAUUAUUCACCAUGCUCCCGCUACGUCCUGCCAAGUGGCUAUUUUACCUAUUAAUGAAGAGGAAGAAGUGAAAAAGUAUUGUGAAGAAUUAAAAAAAGAAUUAAUCAAAGAUAAUUUGCGAGUAAAAAUAAUUUCCAAAAAGACCCUUGGUUAUCGUAUUAACGAAGUAUAUCAAAAAAAAAUUCCUUACUAUUUAGUAAUUGGAAAGGAGGAGUUGAAAACAAAAAGAUUAAAAUUGAUUUAUACUUAUCAAGAAGGAAAAACCGAAGAUCCCGAGAAUAGAAAAAAUUAUCAGGAGGGAGUAGAUUAUCGCAUUGAGGAAAUGGGAGGUGACUUUAAGAAAUAUAUCAUUCUUUCGGAAAAACUAAAAGCGGAUUUUCGAAGAUUUAAUGUUAAUAGUGAUAUUUUUCCUGACGAGCAUUUUGCCUGGGGUUCAAAUAUGUCCGAAAACUUAAAAAAACCAGGAAGUAGUGAUUACAAAGCCGUCCAAGCAGUCCAAAAAGCGGGAGCCAAUACCCGAGGUCGCUUUUAUGAAGAAGGAGUAGAUGAAAAAGAAAUUAUUUCUGGCGAUUUAAUUUUUGACGAAGCAACUUAUUCAGAAUUAAGAAAAGCCGUUUUUGCUAAUCAAUUAAAAAAUAUUCUCAAAAAUAAAUCCGAGUGGAAAAUUGAGGAAAAAUUAGAAAAAACCAACCAGAAAAAUAUAACUCUUAAAUCUAAAAACAGUGCCGAGUAUAACCAAACCAAUUUUCUCCCGACUGAAUGA